AUGACCCCGUCCGGCCGCCACAAGGGCUCUUGGCUCCCGGCCGUGCCCGCCUGGCCCCGCCGCUUCCCGGCAGCGCCAGCCUCGCACACCAGCACAUGGCGGCCCUGCGCACCCUCCUGCUCCUCGGGCUGCUCCUUAUGGCGCGGGGGCAGAGGGCGGCGCAGAGGCGACGGCCGCCCCCUCCCCAGAGUGCGCUGGAAAAAGUGGUGGCUCAGGAGGGGCUCAACCUCCACCAGCUCUCAGGGAAAUGGUUCCUGGUCGGCAUGGCCUCCCACUGCAGCUACCUGGUAGAGCACAGCCACCAGCUGGAGGCCACGACAGUGACAAUGACCAUCCUGGAUGGGCAGAGCUUGGCCAUCAGCACCUUCAGGAAGCUGGACAGGAUGUGCUGGGAAAUCAGGCAGCACUACCUUCCCGCCCAGGCCCCCGGACACUUCCUGCUGAAGGGCCGUAGGAAAAGCAGCAAAGUGAAUGUGGUGGUGGGUGAGACUGACCCCAGCAGCUUCGUCAUCCUCUAUUACCAGAAGGGCCGCAGCAUCUCUGUUAAGCUCUAUGGUCGGACCAGCAAGGUCAGUGACGCCGUCGUGGACAAGUUCGAGCAGCGCGUCAGGGCUGUGGGUCUGAGUGAGGAUGUGACCUACUACUUCCCCACCUAUGGGUUUUGUGACUCUACAGAUGAGUUUCAUGUCCUCGAUGAAACGAAGCUGUAGGUGCAGAUGGAGUUGCCAGGGGGUCCCAGAGCUCAGCCCUCACCUCAACCAGCUGCCCAUGGCCACACAGACCUGAACCACACUUUGUCAGUUCCCACUGCUGCUCCACAGCUCUGGAGCCAGCCCUGGGCCUCCUCAGCCCCUCCAGCUGUGCUGGCAGCUGCGUCUGCCCUUGUCCUGUGCCCCCCCUCUGCUCUGUGCCCCACUCUCCUGCAGGAGCCAGUAACACCCCAAUAAAUGCCUCAGAGAAGAGA
Messenger RNA from Vidua macroura (Pin-tailed whydah), 964 nucleotides. It is a transcript of the gene C8G, whose product is annotated as complement C8 gamma chain. Bases 96 to 710 code for a protein of 204 amino acids. Lineage: Eukaryota; Metazoa; Chordata; Aves; Passeriformes; Viduidae. Gene Ontology annotation, cellular component: membrane attack complex. The transcript has 7 exons. Gene Ontology annotation, biological process: complement activation. The record is from RefSeq and is a predicted model, not a curated record.